UUUUCACGUCUAAGUAUCAACUGUCACACUUAUUCAUAUUUUUCUCUAGCAUUAUAUCGAUUAAUUUGUAUUGACAUUUUGUAUUACUCGCUCGCACGUGUUAACAUACCAAACGGCUUCAAAAUGCCGCGCAAUCGAAAGUGUUGUGUUAUCGGCUGUGGAAAUACCAAAAAAACAUGUCCUGACAUUAUAUUAUACAAAUUUCCUGUUGGCGAGUUUGCUAAUGAACAGAAACAAGCGUGGAUAAAAGCGGUUAAAAUACAAAACUUUGACGAAUCUCGGUGGUCACCUUCUAAUUACGAUGUUAUAUGCAACGCUCACUUUAUUGGAAAACAAAAAAGUAUCAACAAAUUCAGCCCCAGUUAUGUGCCAAAAAUAUUUCCUGGACAAAGAAAAAAAAUCGAUGAAGCAGCUGAAAUAAACAGAUUCACUAGAUUUAUGAAGCGACGAAAUUACGAUUCGAGUGACCCAACGAUUAAGAAAAAAAAAGUAGAUGCAGCUCGAGAGAACGAUGCAAGUACAAGCACCUGCAAUGAAACACCGGACGACUCGGUCACUGAAAACCAAGCUUUGAUGCAAAACUAUCAAGAUGACAAUGUAAUCAACGAUUCAAUUUUCCUUCAAGAAAUUUCGCAGUCAAAUCAAGAGUGUCAAGUUGACAUGUUACCGCUUAAUGAUUCGGAAAUGCCUCUUGAUAAUUCGAAAACCUUCGUGUGCAUCAGAUACGUAGAAAAUAAUGUUCGCCAUGCUGAAAUUCAGACAAAUAUUAAUAUAUUACCAAAAAUUGUAGUUAGAAAUCAAAAAAAAGUUAGCGACAAGAAGGUUGGAACACAAAAAAAAGAAUACGCAGAUAUUGGCGUAGGUUGUAAUUUUGAUGAAACAUUACAAAAAGGUUUCAUUGGAAUGAAAUCAGUUCAGACAAGUGACCAAUUAAUUGACCUUGCUGGAAUUUCUGUGGAUAAUUUUAAAAUUUUUUCAGAGAAAAUUUAUCCAUAUGAGAGUAUCAAUCAAAAGAUAUCCACCGAAGAUAAUUUAUUAAUUUUUUUCAUGAAAUUAAAAACCGGAUUGUCUUUCUCAGCUUUGAGUGUGAUAUUUCAAGUACAUCGAACAACAAUUUCAAGGAUUUUUUAUUGUCUUUUAACAUAUAUAGCUUCUGCUACUCGAAACUCAAUACCAUGGCUUGAUAAGGAUACUAUUCAAGGAACAAUGCCAUCCUGUUUCAAACCUAAUUACAUCAACACGAGGGUGAUUAUUGACUGCACCGAGUUUCCUAUAGAAGUACCACGAUCGAUAGAAAAUCGUAUACACACUUACUCUCAUUACAAAAAAGGGUUCACGGCUAAAGUUCUAAUUGGAUGUGCACCCAAUGGGCUUAUUACUUUCAAAUCAGCAGUGGCUGGUGGGAGAAAAAGCGAUUCCCAAAUUACUGUCGAAAGUGGCCUUUUAGAUUUGUUGGAAAGUGACGAUGUAAUAUUAGCCGAUAAGGGUUUUCCAGAAGUGAAAACUAAAAUAGACGAGAGUGGGAAAAGAGUCCUGCUUGUAAUGCCUCCUUUUUUAAGAGAUCAUGAGUUCACUGAAGAAGAAUGUGCAAAGACUUACAGCUUUGCAAAUGUCAGAAUUCAUAUCGAACGAAUAAUGCAAAGAAUAAAAUUGUUCAACAUUUUCAACAAGGUCCCGGCUCAUUUAUUCGAUAAAAUUGACGAUAUUCUUCACUCAGUAGCCUCCGGCAGUUGGGAUGGAGUGUCCGGCAGGAGCCGCACUUUCAUACUAGAGAAGGCUUGCGGAAGCCAGAUAUCGUCGCUGUAA
Messenger RNA from Trichogramma pretiosum, 1806 nucleotides. RefSeq lists its product as uncharacterized. NCBI's taxonomy places the organism in Eukaryota, Metazoa, Arthropoda, Insecta, Hymenoptera, Trichogrammatidae. The transcript has 4 exons. Bases 124 to 1806 code for a protein of 560 amino acids. The record is from RefSeq and is a predicted model, not a curated record.